AUGAAUGAGGAACACGACACCGCUUUUACUCUCUAUGGUGAAAGUGAAACCGCUCCCGACCUCGCUCCGAUCUCGCUCCGAUCUCCUCCACACUGCGACCUCGCUCCGAUCUCAUUCUCACUGCAAUCUCGCUCCGGUCUUGCUCCGUUCACGAUCUCGCUCCGACAUGGACUCGAUUCUCUUCGUUCUAUUUCUCCUUCUCUCUAUAAAUUGUUGUUCGUUUUCUAUCCCUCUCGUGGUUGUUAUUCUUCGUUGAAAUUUGAUGUUCUCCUCUGUUUCUUCUCCGAUUGUAGUGCAUGUGAAAAUGCAUUGCGGUGCAUUGGUAAUAAUGAUGUUCAAAAGCUUGGAAGAAGUGUUUUUCCUGAAAAUUUGAAGGCUACUACUAUCAGCGAGAUUACUAGGCUCAGGAACGUGGCAAUGACAUCAAUUACUUCACGCUCUGUGGUUGAUGAACGGACUAUCCAGAUGCCGGUAAGUCUACAACAAGAGACAGAUACUUUACUUCAGUGGUCAGAUACCAAAGUAGAGAAAGCUGGAGAACGUAUAUUUCGUGUUGGUUCAGUUCGCUACAUAAUGGAUCCUUCCAGGCAGACUCUUCAGAGGAUUUCAGGUUGACCUUCUACUGGAGGUUCUUAAUAUUGUGUCUGGUUUUGGUCCAACUUCUGGUUCAGCUCUUACCAGCCAUAUGGAUGUUGACAAGGGUAGGUUGCUUAAUUUGUAUCUGUUAUUGAUCCAGCAAGGAAUCCGUCAAGAUUCUUCUCCAAAGACUCUGGAUAUUGUCAAUCUACUGCAUAAUAAUACUGAACCAUUCUGCCUCCACGUCGCAGAAAGGAAGUUGACUUGGUUAAGGACGACAUCAAAAUCAUAGACAUCCCUGUGCACUUGGUUAAGGUAUAUUCAACAAUGGAGUUUCUUUAUGAUGUUUUUGUGUGUGUCUGUAUUCAGCAAUGGAGUUCAUUUAUGACUUGGGUCAAUUAAUGGAAAGGGGGAAAUAUUGGUAUUUCCUUUAACCCUUAAAAUCUUUGAAAAUUUCCAAGUAUAACAUGCAUAUUUGCUUCAUUUAAUUUAGCU
Molecule: messenger RNA, 1071 nt
Organism: Trifolium pratense (red clover)
Lineage: Eukaryota; Viridiplantae; Streptophyta; Magnoliopsida; Fabales; Fabaceae
Exons: 9
Coding region: 1-615 (204 amino acids)
Source: RefSeq, a predicted model, not a curated record